Messenger RNA from Oryctolagus cuniculus (rabbit), 4171 nucleotides. RefSeq names its product fasciculation and elongation protein zeta 2 (gene FEZ2). NCBI's taxonomy places the organism in Eukaryota, Metazoa, Chordata, Mammalia, Lagomorpha, Leporidae. Gene Ontology annotation, cellular component: axon; cytoplasm. The record is from RefSeq and is a predicted model, not a curated record.
GGAGCGGGGCGGGGCCGGGCCAGGCCGGGCCGGCCCGGGCGGGGCGCGCGGCGGCACCGGGCGGCGAUGGCGGCCGACGGGGACUGGCAGGAUUUCUAUGAGUUCCAGGAGCCGGCCCGGAGCCUCCUGGACCAGGAGAACUGUAACGCGAGCGGCGGCAGCGGGGCGGGGGCGGGCGCGGGCGGCGACGGCUUCCCGGCGCUGGCCUGCAGCCUGCAGGAGAAGCUGAGCCUGUGUUUUCGGCCCCCCGGUGCGGGCGCGGAGCCCCCGCGGGCGGCCGUGCGGCCCAUCACGGAGCGCAGCCUCCUGCAGGGGGACGAGAUUUGGAAUGCUCUGACAGAUAAUUAUGGAAAUGUAAUGCCAGUAGACUGGAAAUCGUCCCAUACUAGAACCUUGCAUUUGCUUACUCUGAACCUCUCUGAGAAAGGGGUCAGUGACAGUCUGUUCUUGGAUUCGUCGGAUGAUGAGGAGCUGAGAGAACAGCUGGACAUGCACUCCAUCAUCGUCUCCUGCGUGAACGAGGAGCCCCUCUUCACUGCCGAUCAGGUUAUUGAAGAAAUUGAAGAAAUGAUGCAGGAAUCGCCAGACCCAGAAGAUGAUGAAACCCCCUCGCAGUCAGAUCGGCUGUCAAUGCUUUCCCAGGAAAUCCAAACUCUUAAGAGGUCGAGUACAAGCAGUUACGAAGAAAGAGUGAAAAGACUCUCCGUGUCUGAAUUAAAUGAACUACUGGAAGAAAUCGAGACUGCCAUCAAGGAGUACUCCGAGGAGCUGGUGCAGCAGUUGGCCCUGCGAGAUGAACUGGAGUUUGAAAAGGAAGUGAAAAACAGCUUUAUUUCUGUUCUGAUUGAAGUGCAAAACAAACAGAAGGAGCACAAAGAAACAGCCAAAAAGAAAAAGAAACUCAAAAAUGGCAGCUCCCAGAAUGGGAAGAACGAGCGAAGUCACAUGCCCGGCACACGCUUCAGCAUGGAAGGCAUCUCGAGUGUCAUUCAGAAUGGCCUCCGCCACACCUUCGGAAGUUCAGGUGGAGACAAACAGUAUUUGACCACAGUCAUUCCUUAUGAGAAAAAAAAUGGACCACCGUCUGUUGAAGAUCUUCAAAUAUUAACAAAAAUUCUCCGGGCCAUGAAGGAGGACAGUGAGAAAGUCCCGAGCUUGUUAACUGAUUAUAUACUGAAGGUCCUGUGUCCCACAUAGAGCGGCGUUACUUCCGGAGCCGUGCAGUCUCCUGUGGACUUGCGCUGGAUUUCCCAUAGCAUUAUUCUCAUCAUUCUGCAAGCUGCCCACCACGACCUUCCUGCUGUUGGAAACCCAGCACACUUGAACUUGGGUUUGUGAUUCAGUAUUAAUAGAUCAUGACUUCACUGAUUCUUUGUAUUCUAGAACCAAGAGAACGAUGGCACUAUUUUGAAUUCUGGAGAUGCUUUCUGUUGGAUCUGCUAACAAUUCCGAACUGUUCUUUAGAGUGAGGGAGAGCAAUGUUAGCCGUGCAUGUGCAGUCACAUGUUUUAUUAACUGAUCAUGUGCCCAUUUGGGUUUUCAUGGCUUUCUCUGUCACACUGCACUGAAAGGCUGGACACCAGCAUUGGCAGAUUCGUACUGUAGCAAGGGCAAGAACCAGCACUGAUUUUUGUGAGAAAAUCCCAAGUAUGCGCAUUACCUGUCAGUAUUGUCUAGAAAGACCGAAAUUCAGCGCACUGAGGCUGUUCCUGAAGCAACCCCAGACCACGCAUUGCUUGUUUUAUAGUGACCGCUGACACUGUUGGGCAGAGCGGUUUUAUAGCCUGCUGCUGCUGCUCUGCCUCUCGUCUAAAAACCGUUCUAACCGUUCACUUGCCACUCAUCUUCAGACUCUUGCUGUGGCUCCUGUCUGGGAAGACGUGUGCCUCCUAAGGUGCUCGAGAAGCCGUGUGCGGCAGCACUGCCCGGCUCGCGAACUCUGUUGUUUCAGUCACACCUGUGCACUUGCCUCAAGGACUAACUCGAAAGACAGCUACUCAUGCAUACGUCACUGGUCACACACACUCUGGCCAGUUUCAGUCAAAUCAGUGGCAUUUAAUAAAUGUAAAAAAAAAAAAGUGUCAUGUGUACUUCAGAACCUUUUUUUUUGGUGGACUUUCUCUCCUUGCAGUGCAAACCAUUUACUCUUCAUUCCAUGCAGAGUCCAUCCCUCUAGUCUGAGAGCCGCAGAAACCCUGGUCAGCCCCGUGAGGUUACGGAGGGGACACGAGGAAUUUUCCAGAUUGUGCUGAGUGGCAGAAGUUCUGAUUCACUUCUGGGGCUCUGAGACAUUCUGAACACUUUGAGCAGCUGCCUCCCUUAUAGAACGUGAGUGUAGCAAGCACCCUGUUACAUCUCCACGUAGGCCCCUGUUGGCACACAUCCUUGUCUCCCUUAGGAGCUGAGACGCUGCCACCUUGAAGACAGCAGACUGGUUUCGAGUUUGGUGCCAGCUUGGCAUUUUAGGCAUUACCUAGUGGUAUAAGAAACUUGAGAUGGUUUUGUUAUUUUACCAGCGUCUUAUUUGACAGUGAAGAUGUGGAACUUAUUUGCCUCUUCCUCUAAAACUGAUGGCUACUUGCACAGUAAUAGUAAUCUGAAAAUAUUAGGCCUUGUACUAGAGAAAUGCAGCAUUAAAGAGCAUACAUUAUGGAAAAAGGUCUCGGAAGAUGUGCUUUUUGCAGACUUGGUGGUGAGCUGUCUAUAGCGCCUUCCUGAGUUGAUGCUUCUGGGGUAUGAAUGCACACCUGUUGUUUUCCUACCACCUCAAAGUCCCCCGAUUUUGCUGAGUAAGAGCUAGGGCUUCCUCCUGGUGACCCUUCUGUCCCUUAGUUUUUUUUUUUUUUUUUUUUUGACAGGCAGAGUGGACAGUGAGAAAGAGAGAGAGAGAAAGGUCUUCCUUUUGCCGUUGGUUCACCCUCCAAUGGCCUCCGUGGCUGGCGCACCGCGCUGAUCCGAAGGCAGGAGCCAGGACUUCUCCUGGUCUCCUAUGGGGUGCAGGGCCCAAGCACUUGGGCCAUCCUCCACUGCCUUCCCGGGCCACAGCAGAGAGCUGGCCUGGAAGAGGGGCAACCGGGACAGAAUCCGGCGCCCCGACCGGGACUAGAACCCGGUGUGCCGGUGCCGCAAGGCGGAGGAUUAGCCUAGUGAGCCGCGGCGCCGGCUUGUCCCUUAGUCUUGACACUAAUGAUGUGGUGUUUGACAUGUGACUGACACAGGCAGGUUUUCUGUCUCUGCUGUGUACGUCGGGGGGCCCCUUUUUGGCAGGUAUUCCUGCCUAGAGCAGCACAGGGGCUUCUCGGGACGUGGGGUGCACUGGGCUGACACUCUUAACAGGGCUGCUCACCUGCUGGGUCCCGAUAUGGGAGCUCUUGGAAAGUUCAAGUGUGUGAUUUGACUUGCAGGGUCUACCUGUUGCCAAGAACCAAGUUGUAAAUAAACCCUCUGCACUUUGUUUUGAAGAAAACAAAAACCAACUGUGGAACUGUGGUGCACUCCAAGUGCCAUAUAUCUAUUUUAUUCUUCAGGAAAUUAUAUUUGUUUUUCUCUUACAAGAGCACAACAGGAACCAAAGUAAAAGAGUAACAGAUACAGCACUCAGGAUAAAUCAUAUCUUUAAAAUAAUAAAAAAAAUUUACACCUUGUCCUAUAUCCUGUUAGUAUUUUCAUAAUAUGGCCAUGAUUGAAAAAACAAAAAGCAAGCAUUUACAAUUUUUUGGAUAAAGACUUUUUAUGCCAGGAAUGGAUUAAUUGUCAACAAAAUUUUUAUACUAAUCAGGUUGAUGUAAAUCUAUUUUGGUAACAUCAUUAACAAAUUUAUUUUGGAAAUAGAUAAAAAUAUUGCCCCUUGAUAAAUUUUUUUUCCUUUGAUGCAAACAGCUAGAACACCUUUUUCUUUCUUUUUGAUAUUCUAAGACAAAAAAAUGGUUAAUCUUCAGAUUAAUAAAUUAGGUCAUUAUAAUAAUAAAUUAAUUUUUUUUAAAGUUCAGCAACCUCUGUCCAAGUAUUUACAACAAUACUUGAAAGUUCCUUUACAAAACAGAACACAUUUUCUUUUCACAUUAAGCAUACUGGGUAUCUGUGUCUUUCACAACAAGCAUUUUUAAAAGAAAAAAUCAAUGCACAAAUGGGUAAUUAGUAUAAAAGUGCUAAGAGCUGUUUGAAAAGUUAA